AGCUGCGUUCAUUUAACCAGCGGACAGCAAAGCGCGCGCAUGCGCAGAAGCUGUCGAAUUUCAACUGAUUGCAAGAAAAAACAAAAACAAAAACAAAAACAAAAUAGCGAAAAAACUAUAGUAGAAAUAUCGAAAACAAUAUAGAGCUCUGGUGUAUCGAAUAAGGAGAGCAACGCGCCCAUUGCUUACACAUAACAUUGAAGAUGCGAUUGGCACAUUUGCUGAUAUUUUGUUUGGGCCUGGAAUGCUGCCGCUGCCAGAUGCUGGUCGAUCUUGUGCGGGAUUUCGAGACAUCGCUGCUGAACACACGGAUACCGGACACCACAUCCUUUCUGCCGGAAUAUGACUUCAUCAUUGUUGGCGCCGGCUCGGCGGGCUGUGUGCUGGCCAAUCGACUGAGUGAGAUUAGCACGGCUCGCGUCCUGCUGCUGGAGGCCGGCGACCAGGAGACAUUCAUCAGCGAUGUGCCGCUGACGGCAGCAUUGACCCAAACGACGCGCUACAACUGGGGCUACAAGGCGGACGCCACACCCAACGCCUGCCAGGGUCUGCGCAACGGAGUCUGCAACUGGCCAAAGGGACGCGGCAUCGGUGGCACUUCACUGAUCAACUUUAUGCUGUAUACCCGUGGACAUCGCCGCGAUUACGAUGGCUGGGCGGCGGCCAAUAAUACGGGCUGGUCUUAUGCGGAGGUGUUGCCAUACUUUAAGAAGUCCGAGCGUAUUGGCAUUCCCGAUCUGUACAAGUCGCCGUAUCAUGGACGGAACGGAGUGCUGGAUGUGCAGUAUACGGACUACAAGUCGCGACCGUUGAAGGCCUUCCUCAAGUCGAGUCGCGAACUGGGCUACGACAUAACGGACACGAAUGGGGAGCAGCUGAUGGGCUUUGCCCGGGCCCAGGCAACCAUACGGCAGGGCAGACGCUGUAGCACCAGCAAGGCCUUCAUUCAGCCGGUGCUGCAGCGACGCAAUCUGCACAUAUCGAUGAAGAGCUGGGUGACUAAGUUGCUCAUUGAUCCCAGCACCAAGGUGGCGGUCGGAGUGGAGUUCACCAAGCAGCGCCAGCGUUUCGUGGUGCGUGCCAGCAAGGAGGUCAUCCUAUCUGCAGGUGCCAUUGCCAGUCCGCAGUUGUUGCUGCUUUCGGGCGUGGGUCCGCGUGCUCAUCUGGAGGAGCACAGCAUUGAUGUGAUGCAGGACCUGCCCGUUGGCUACAAUCUGCAGGAUCAUGUUACACUGAACGGACUGGUGUUUAUGGUAAAUGAUUCCACAGUGAACGAUGCACGUCUGCUCAAUCCCACGGACAUCUUUCGCUACAUCUUUGCCGGCCAGGGACCUUAUACUAUUCCAGGAGGUGCCGAAGCAUUUGCCUUUGUGCGCACUCCAAGUUCCAGCUUUGCUAAGGACUAUGCAGAUAUGGAGCUUGUGUUGGGCGCUGGCUCUCUCAGCGGCGAUCGCUUUGGCACUCUGCGGGACUUACUCGGCAUCACGGAUGAGUUCUAUCAGAAAAUGUAUGGAGACAUGCAGCACAAGGAAACCUUUGGACUGGUCCCGGUGCUGCUCCGGCCAAAGAGUACGGGUCGCAUCUCGCUGCGCACUCGCAAUCCCUUCCACUGGCCACGCAUGGAAUCCAACUUUAUGCAGCAUCCGGACGAUGUCCGCGCCAUGAUCGAGGGCAUUGAGAUGAUUCUGCAGCUGGCACGCACCAAGUCGAUGAAGAAGAUUGGCACGCGGUUCCAUGCGCGUCCUUUUCCCGGCUGUGAGCACCUGAUCUUUGCCAGCAAUGACUAUUGGCGCUGUUGUCUGCGCCUUUAUGGCUCCAGUUUGCAGCAUCAGUCGGGCACCUGCAAGAUGGGUCCCUCUACGGAUGCUACGGCUGUUGUUGAUCCGGAGCUGAGAGUUCAUGGCAUUCAACAUCUGCGCGUGGCAGAUGCUUCUAUUAUGCCACAUGUGCCGGCUGGUCACACGAAUGCCAUUGUCAUCAUGAUUGCCGAGAAGGCGGCGGAUAUGAUCAAGAAUGCGUGGCGAAUGAGAAUAACCCCAGCAGACUCCUAAGCGAGGAGUGCAUUAAUAUUAGUAUUUGAUAUUUAUUCUUUAGUUUUGUAGGAGUCAUUAGCUUAAGUGGUGCACAGUUAUUAUAUGUGUUAUAUGUUAGGAAACACUAUGCUUUAACAAUCUUCAGUCAGCCAAUUAAUAUGGCCAUAUCAUGUGACUCACUAUUUCAAAAGUUUAUACAAAGCCUUGCCCAAAAAUUAUUUUACUUUAU
Messenger RNA from Drosophila grimshawi, 2262 nucleotides. RefSeq names its product glucose dehydrogenase [FAD, quinone]. The record is from RefSeq and is a predicted model, not a curated record. Gene Ontology annotation, molecular function: flavin adenine dinucleotide binding; oxidoreductase activity, acting on CH-OH group of donors. The transcript has 4 exons. NCBI's taxonomy places the organism in Eukaryota, Metazoa, Arthropoda, Insecta, Diptera, Drosophilidae. The coding region runs from base 204 to 2051 and encodes 615 amino acids.